Molecule: messenger RNA, 5457 nt
Organism: Oncorhynchus keta (chum salmon)
Lineage: Eukaryota; Metazoa; Chordata; Actinopteri; Salmoniformes; Salmonidae
Product: AT-rich interactive domain-containing protein 3A-like
Exons: 9
Coding region: 708-2357 (549 amino acids)
Biological process (GO): regulation of transcription by RNA polymerase II
Cellular component (GO): nucleus
Molecular function (GO): DNA binding
Source: RefSeq, a predicted model, not a curated record
ACAUUCCCUUUGUAUUGGGGUAGGUUGGCCCCCUCUGAUUCAGAGGUUAGGAAUUUGCAUCCGAUUGCUGUUUGUCAACCAAUGAUUUGACUCUACGACCGUGAGCACGCCUUGGAUUAGGCAAAGAUACAAUGUAACCUCUGAAUCAAAGCCAUACAUUGAAAUCGAAUAAUAUGUAUACAACGGAAUAGAAAUAUCCCAAUCAAUUGAUAUCAGUUUACUACUAUAUAUGAAAUGUACAAUCAAUAACCACCAGAACGCCGUAGAUUCAGGGGAAAUCAGGAAUGUUUGUUCCGAGUGCAAAAACAAAACGGAAGCUGAUUUGGCCCUGGUAAAUCCCUUCCGGUGAAGUCCACAUAGAGAGAUCUUCAGCCACUAGUUCUUAAGUACAGCACUCACAUGGACUCUGCUAAGUGGUGAGACUUCACUGACCUUCCCUGCACUGAGAAACGGCACAAGAGUCUUCCGGCUCGGGAGCUGUGGACAGUGUCCGAGUGUAUGUCUCAUCGCUCUAAGCACCCUUCCCACUCUUCAAGAACCUACCCGUCAAAAGAGCUCUGCAGCCGCUGAGUUAGGUGGUCAGGCCUUCUAUCCAGCCCCUCAGCAUCAGGACUUAGAGAGGUGGCAGCCCCCACCGGCCCCUGUGACUGGAGCUGUUCAGGGGGAGGGGAAGGAGACCACUGACUGGUGCAUCACUUUCCCUUGAGAUGAAACUUCAAGCCGUGAUGGAGAACCUUCACAGGCAGCAGAGGGCCAAGUUGCUGAUGGAACUGGAGCAGCAACAGCUGCAGCAGGGUGGCGCUCUGCAGGGUCAUGGAUGUACCUCCGCCCGCAUUGGGGACGAGCUGAUGGGAAGCCCUGCCCCCGAGGCGGAGCACGCCCAGAUGGCGGCGCUGGCAGCCAUGAGAGCAGUGGCGGCAGGGCUGCAGAGGGCCUCAGACAGCCCCACUUCAGAGCGCAGCAUCAAGGGACAGGACGCGGAUGACGAGGAUGAGGAAGGAGAGGAGCAGUACAAGGAUAUGAUGGACUCUGUGGAAGAGGAGCAGAUAAAGCAGAAGUGGGAUGAGGAGGACUUUGAGGGGGAGAUGGAGGAGGACUAUGAGGACGAGCUAGUCAACGAGGGUCUGCCUACAGGCCGGCAGGCGGUGGCCCCGGGGAAGGGCAUCCUGCUACUGCCUCACCGCCAGCUGCACCCCCACUCCCAGCUGCUGAAGCCGGCCCGGCCCAGCACCGACCCAGACCAGGAGCCCCGAGCGGCCAUCCUCCCCCCACACGGAUCCCAGAGCCAGCUGGGUGGCCUGGACCAUGGGGACUGGACCUACGAAGAGCAGUUCAGACAGCUCUAUGAACUAGAUGGCGACCCCAAGAGAAAAGAGUUUCUGGAUGACCUAUUCAGCUUCAUGCAAAAGAGAGGAACCCCUGUGAACAGGAUCCCCAUCAUGGCCAAGCAGGUCCUGGACCUGUACAUGCUGUACCAGCUGGUGACAGAGAAGGGAGGCCUGGUGGAGGUCAUCAACAAGAAGCUGUGGAGAGAGAUCACUAAAGGACUCAACCUUCCUACCUCAAUUACCAGUGCUGCCUUUACUCUCAGGACACAAUACAUGAAGUACCUGUACCCAUAUGAAUGUGACAAGAGGAGCCUCAGCAACCCCAAUGAGCUCCAGGCAGCUAUCGACAGUAACCGGCGGGAGGGCCGCCGGCAAAGCUUCGGCAGCUCCCUCUUCACCUACUCCCCCAAUGGGACCCCCACCAUGCUGUCCUCCCCCAAGAUAUCCAUGCAGAACAUGGGGAUGAACGUGGCCACCAACGGAGCAUCUCUCACUCCCAUCCAGAAAAUCAAGAAAGAAGAUGAGGGCGGUCAGCCCCUGUCCGGCGUGGGCCGCAUGUCUGGGCAUCCUCUGGCGGGUCACUCGGUGGCAGUGGUGCAGGCGGCAGCGGCCCAGGCAGCCAUGGCAGCCCAGGUAGCGGCUCUGGAGCAGCUGAGGGACAGACUGGAGGCGGGCGAGCCCCCGGAGAAGAAGAUGGCUCUGUCUGCUGAGGAGCACCAGCGACUGCUGCAGAGAGCACUGCAGCACAACCUGCUGGCUAUGACCGCCCAGAUGCCCAUGAACAUCCGCAUCAACAACCAAGGUGGCCGGCAGGACUCCGCUCUCAAUCUCACCACAAAUGGCAUGAGCAGCAUCAGUAUGUCAGUGGAGCUCAAUGGAGUCAUGUACACCGGUAUGCUUUUUGCUCAGGCAGCAGGGUCAGCCUCUUCAGGCCCCUCUGGAUCAUCAAGUAACAACAAAGCCCCUGGUGGGCGCAGUGGAUCCCAGCCGCUCCCCUACACACCUACCUCAAUCAACCCAUCAUCUUAACAACUCUGAACCCUUCACUUUUUGAUGCCAAAACUAAAGCCAAAAAAAACCCUACCAAAUUUUCUAAAUAGCCUAUGCCAAAAAAAACAUAUACAGAAAAACACAAACUAAAACAAGUGGUCUAUCUCAGGUUCUCUCAUAUCUUAUCUCCUCUUCUGUUCUUUAGCCAAAAUAAGUUUGAAUAACCCAACAAAGAGCCAGUAUAUGAUUACGAUAUAUGCACAGCAUGUGAAUAAUUUAUUUCUACAUAAAUGCAGUGAUUAUCUAAGAACAAAUAAAAAUAAUAGGUUGGAAGGGUAAUGCACUGUUUACACGUAACACAGCUACUGACUCACAAUUAAACUUUUUUUAUUUUCAACAUUAUUAUUCUCAUCUUUAUUAUUAUUAUUAUUAUUAUCAUCAUCAUCACUAACAAUAUAGUUAUUGCAAAAAAUAUAUAUAUUUGGAUUCUAUAAAGUAGAACAUUUGAAAUAUCUUCUAUUUUAAGUAGAAAAGCUUUAAAGAUUUUAUUUCUUCAGGGCAUAACAAAGUAACAUUGUGACCUCAUGUUAUAGAAAACCUCUACAUUUGCAUAAUGCAGUCGCACACAAAUCAAUCUUUGCUGAGAUUGUCUAUUAAUUGUACCUCAGACACAGGUUCACAAGUCUCUGUGGUCACGAUGCAAGAUCAUUUUAUUUUUUUUCCUGGUGGAAGUCAACAGGAAUUGUUAAUGCUCAUUGGGACUUAUAUGUGCAGACAUGUUGGUUUUUCUCAGGUGUCUGCCAGCUUGCUGUGAAACAAUCACUUUGUAUUUCACUGCUUUACGUUUCUGUCAUAGUUACAAACUAUACAACUGUAUUUACUGGUUUGAGUGUUUGUUUCGUUUAUGACACGUUUAAACCAUUUGUUUUUUUAGUUUUAUAAUGUAGUUUUCUAUCCGGUUGUCUCAUCAAUUACCCAGGGUCCUCUGUACUUUUAUAAGUAGAGGGAUCAUCUUCACUCUAAAGUUAGCUGCUCUUUUGGAUGUCCUUACUUACAGCUUAUAGUAGGGGAUUGAUGGGUGCAGGAAUUCUUAGCUCUGCAAUAGUGCUGCUUUAAAACAGAGGUUUGGGGUUGAAGUAGCUUUACUUAGGGGCUUAAAAUCAUGUCUUAAAAGCACCUACACAUUGAUAUGACAUCAUCAUAACAACAAAGCGUUUAUGAAUUUAGGUACGUGCUUGCAUUUACGUAGGGCUGCUUAUGUAAAGGAUUGUGGUGGAAACAGCCAAUCAAUUCCUGUCUUUGUGUCAGCACUGCUCUUCAAAUUGACCUUUUGACCUCCUUGUCCCCAAGGCAACAACUGAGCAUCUGGUCAUUAAGAAAAGUAUCUAUUUUUAUCAGAUAUCCAUUGAUUUGCAGCGCUCAGAAAUAUUUGCAUUUUAACCGCUAAGGUACCACAGCUACUACGAAGGUUGUUUCUGCAUCUUCAAGAAACUGCAUGGAUUCACACUCUUUUCGAGUUCAGAAUCCUCAGUGAGGGUGGAGUUUUGAGUUCAUUGUAGCGACAAUCAGGAGAUGUUACAACAUUGUAUACCUCGUGUGUUCUGUUUUUCCACAAUGAAGCCCCUCUACCUCAAAGACUAUGAUUAGACUAUAUCUCUUGUAAGAUCAUUACACAGUACCUUAAUGAAGUAGUAUAUUGCGGUUAUAUCUUAAAGUGUGAUAUAUUAUGCUGCGUUUCAUGACUUGGGUCUAUACUGUACAAUGUAUUGACAGAGAUAAGAGAUUGUAGUUGGAUUGUGGUCAGGGAAUUCAGCUUUUGAUAAAUAAUGGUUGGAAGGAUAGAUUAUUGCAGACAAUCAUAUUAAACCUUUAAUCUUUCCUCUAUCAUAGCUGAUGAUAAUUACUUUUGAUUUUUUUGGCAACAUGCAAUGGAGACAGUCAGUCAGGAAUACUUAUUUUAUUAUUCUGGGAUGCUGCCCCCUAGUGGACUUCUUUGUUACAGUGCACAAUCAUACGUUUCAGGGAUGGAUAUGGUUGUUUUUUGGGGCCCCUAUAGCUAGCGUACAGAAGUGUUCUCUUGAAAAAAAUGACUUGCCUUUCCCCUGUUGAUAUUUGAUUGCAAGCCCCCCCAUUUCUUCAUCUCAACCAAAGUUAAGAGACUUAGUUAUUUCUAAUCAGAAUCAUUCCAUGAAUUUUCAGCCUUGAUAUGAGAUUUACCACUUGCUUGAACUAUUUGUUUGGUAGAUAGUAUAUCGCAGGGACAACCAAAACACAUGUGGAGAUUAAAUCAAAUGAAAUGUUAUGAUAAAAUAUCUGCUGUAAUUGCAAGAUGCCUUAUGCUGUGACAAUUCUUCUAUGAAUGAACCUGUAUAGGUAACACUUCUGAAAAGGCUUUGGAUGGCUGUAGAUAUGAGUUACUUUGUUUUCACGUUUUAGUUCUUUCUUUAACACAUAUGACAUAGAAACCUAGCACAGAGAUUACACAAUGACAUGUAUCAUAAUAUUAAUAAUAACAGUCAUAAUAUGAAUGACGAUAAUAGUAUUGUGAGAUUUGGGGAAGCACUAGGUUGACAUACUGGCCUUGGUUUUGUUAACUAUUUUGUUUUCAUGUACAGUACUUGGAAAUUCAGAGUAUAAAUGAGGCUUUUUGUCUUUUACUUCUCAGGAAUAUACUUCUACCUCCAGUUUUACAGAUGUAUCCCUGCUAGGGCUAAAGUUGGUGGGUGCACAAAGGGUCGCACUCUUCAUUGGUGUUCUAGUUGGUUUUUCAGCUUUCAACUACUUCUUAUAGAUACAGGCACAAAAGUAUUUUUUAAUCUGUUCUGUACACGUGUGCAAUUUUUUUUCUCCAUUAUUUUCCAUGAUGAACCUUUCCACUGAAUGGGAUGCUUCCCGAAAUAUGAGGAAACAAGUGAAGAUGAAGUGUGGCAUGUUGUGCCUCUUUAAUAACCAGUUAUUAGUAUGGUGUAGUGCCCAAAUAACAGAUCGUCAACAACAUGCUUUUUAGAAUGUGUGACCUCUAAUGCUUUUAACCAUUUACUGAGGGGUGACGAACUAUUCUUGCAUAUUUAAUCAAUAUGUGUUUGUGUGAAUGUUUUAUUGGGGAUUUUAAUAAAUAUCACUUUUUCCUAGAAUGUCA